This is a messenger RNA of Phaeoacremonium minimum UCRPA7, 1647 nucleotides long. RefSeq lists its product as hypothetical. The transcript is spliced from 6 exons. Bases 1 to 1647 code for a protein of 548 amino acids. The record is from RefSeq and is a predicted model, not a curated record. NCBI's taxonomy places the organism in Eukaryota, Fungi, Ascomycota, Sordariomycetes, Togniniales, Togniniaceae.
AUGUCGCGAAUCCUCCUUCUCUGUUUUAUCCACGGGUUCAAGGGCAACGAUGACACCUUCGGCACUUUUCCAGCAGACCUCAAGACCACAGUCUCUGCCCAACUCCCUGAUCAUCGAGUGGAGUCUGUUGUUUAUCCCAAAUAUGAGACCAAAGGAGAAUUGUCUGAAUGCACGGCAGGGUUUCUGGACUGGCUGAAGGAGAGAGUAAUGGAGCUACGGAAGGCCCAUCUCGAGAAACCGUGGCCGCCAAAUGACAGAAACGUCGGAGUAAUCCUGGUUGCCCAUUCCAUGGGGGGAUUUGUGGCAAGUGAUUCUCUCUUCCGCAUUCUCAACGACCGAGCAGCCGAUGACAAUCAAUCCGGACCGAUAUUCCCGUUGAUUCAGGGUAUUCUGUCUUUUGACACGCCCUAUAACGGUCUCGCACGCUCAAUGUUUGUCUACGGCGCUUUUUCCAACUACCAAAAAGUGAGCAGCGUUUUCAAUGUCAUGACUGCUCUCUCCGCUGCUCCAGCUAGUCUCGGGCUGGCGCUGAAGCGCGGCGCAACCUCUAUCCCGGGCGCAAGCCGAGUCUCCAACCCUGCUUGGAAGACAUGGCAACUUGUAGCGGUCCGAACUGGUACCGUAGGUGCUAUAGCAGCCGGUGGAGUUGCAGCCUACGUUCACCGAAAGAAGAUUGUCGAGGGUGUGCAAAGUAUGAGGAAUUUGAACAAGCAGUCCGUCAUCGAGGGAUACCAGCAGGGAGUGGAUCGCCUAGGACAAGGACUCGCGUAUGUCAACCGAGGAAACGUCGGGCACUCGUUUGCCUGGCUCUCAGACCACUUCACCUUCGUCGGCGUUCUCAUGAAGCAGAAUGAACUGAACAGAAGACUAGAACGGAUGGCAGUCCUUCAAGGCGUCGGUAUCCACGACUUCUACGCAUCACUUGGCGAAAACGGCUACUGGAGCGGUGGACAUGUUGUCAAGAAUGCCGAGGAUGAAAUACAAGCUCAUAUGAGCAUGUUUAACCCUCUCAAGAAUGAAGAGUAUAGUGUCAUGAUGGAGCAGGCAGGGAAGCUGGUUGUCAAAUGGUUCAACGAUGACAUCGAGAUUGUCGACGACCCCAAGCUCGCACAGCCAGCUCCAGAAGAAGAGCCCGAAAAGGCUGUGAAAGCGACAACUGACGGUAUCGAGGUUGCAGACGAGAGCAGCGUUACGAAGGAUGAUGAUACCAAAACCAGCUCAGAGCUACCGGAUGAGUCGCCUGUCGAUAUUGCUGCUGCCGCCUCACUGGUCCCUCUGCCUGACGACAGCGAAGAAACUGUCGGCGAGGUAACUCCAGAUGAAAAGGAGAAGCAGACUUACAUGAGAUACCUCAUGGGUGUUGCUCAGCAGGCCGGAACCGGUAUUCAGCAGGCUGGUACAGGGCUAAAGGGUUUAAUCCCCUCAAAGCUUCCUAAUGUGGAAAGCUUUGGCAAGCCGAACAUGCCCAACGUCAGUCUCCCGAGCGUCAGCAUGCCGAGCGUAAGUCUAUGGGGAAAGAAGCAGGAAUCAAAUGUCUCAGAUACAGCUGCUCAAGAACAGAAGCCGGUGGGAGGCUCGGAAGCCAAGACAGAUGCGGCACCGGCCAGCUCUGACAAAGAGGAGACAAUCCUAGAAAGUUCGAAGUAG